AUUAUUAACUAGAGGUUAUGGUUUUCUAAAUUUAACCUCCUGUAAAUAGUAUUCCAUAUAUGUAUUAUUCUAUGAAAUAACCCAACUUUUUUUAUCGUUGUAACAAUUUGUACACAUGAUAGAAAUAAAAUGAAAUUGGAAUCAAAUAGAAUAUUUAUUAGUGACUUGCCAGAAACGGCGACAAAAGAGCAAAUAGAAUCAGCGUUUGGAAACUAUGGCGAAAUUACCUCUGUUGAAAUUAAGGAACGUAAAGAAUUGGGACAGAAAAAUAUUUCGUUAUUUUUUGCUUAUGUUACAAUUAAAAUAGAUGCUAAAAGUUUAAACCAGUGUUUUAAUGAUUUUUCAAAAGGAAAAUGGCUAGGUCAACGUGUAAUCCUUCAGAUUGCCAGAGAAAGCUUUUUAGAUAGACUAAAACGUGAGAGAGAAAGUAUUCCAAAAACUGAAAACAUAAUGGUCAAAAAAUAUGAUGAACCAGAGAAAAAAAAUAACGGUUUGAAGGCAGCUACUGCUAUAAAAACAUUUUCAUCAGAUUUAGAUAGUACGUCUGAAAACGAAAAAGAUGAAGAGAAACAUUUUGUUUCAAAUAAUCAUAUUAAAAACAACUCUUCAUCCUCUCAUAUUUCUGAUUUAGUUAUUAAAAACAACAAAGGUAAAUCUCAACUUUCCAAAUCACUGAAAAUAGAAUCUGUUGGAAAAGCGCCUAUCAUAAAAAUAGAAUUGCAAAAGAAAAAGACAUCAGUCAACACAUCGACAGCCAAUCUUAAACGAUUAGAGUCCUUAAAACUUUUGAAACAGGGAUACCAAAUCCAAAAAAAUCUUAUUAAAUCUGCAUUAUCAAAUGUUGAUUCUGCAUCUAAUAAUAAGAUAGUGUUUGAUGAUAAUUCAUUCAAUCCAAAUGUUAACAAUAUCAAACAAACAUCUGUAGAUGAAGAGAAAUCUGAUGGUAGAAAGAACAAAAACACUUUGUUUGUUGAGAGUGAUUCUGAAGAAGACUUUGAGGCGAACUUUACUGUUAAGAAACAUUUUCAAGGGAAGGAAGGUCAAAAGCUGUUAGAACUUCAAUCAAAAUAUAAAAAUGACAAAAGAUUUACUCUAGACCAGAGGUUUUUGGAUAACGAACAAGAAGAGGAAGAUGCAGAACCCCAUAACAUAGACAAUGAAGAUAUUUCCUUAGAAGCAGAAAAGAAGAAAGAAUAUGAGAUUCUUGAAGAAGUUUUGGGGAAAAAAAUAACCAGAAAAGCAGAAAUUCAAUCAACUAGUAAUAAAUCUAUGCUACGCUUUGAUCCUUCACAACCUGAGCAUUCAAAAUUUGUAAUUCCUAAACCACCCCCUGAGAAGAAAGAGAAGAAAAGGAAAAGAAAAAAUUCUGAUACUGAAAUAACAGAAGAAAAGAAAGCUGAGGAAAAAGCACCACCAGAAGUAUCUAAAGAAGUAUUUUACAAAGUUGUGGACAAUUUGAAACAAACUUUUGAAGAAAAGAAAGAAUUUAGUUUACUCAGUAUGUUUGGACAUCAUGACGAAGCAGAACAUGAAGGUAUGGAGACUGAAACACAAGUUCCAACAAAUGUGAAUAAUAAAUUUCAGCAAGAAAAGAAUCCAUUCAAGUACGAUUCUUCGGAUGAUGAAGACCAAACUGAUGAUAUCCCUUCGAAAACUACUGAAAUUAAUAGUGAUACGAAAAAAAUUAGCAAUGAACAAAAAACUAGGAGUGCUCCUUCAUGGACUGAUCCUUUCUUUUUUAAAUUAGACGAUUACAGAUUACAAGAGGGUUUUGAUUUUGUUGAGAAGAUGAAAUUAGAAAAUAACACAGAGUUUACAAAAUUAAGAAGAGAUUUGAAAGGAAUUGUUAAAGCUAAAGUGAGAAAUAACUUAAGGAAAAAUAAGCCGUUUAAGAAAAAAUUAGGUGGCAGUAGAAAGAAGAAAGUACUUAGGAUGAAGAAAGCGAUGAAACGAUGAAAAUUUAUGAUAAUUUUGGAUGAUGUAGUCAGUAAUUAACUGGAUAUUUGUGCCUUUAAUUUUUUGACAUAAUUACAAAGUUUUAUACUCUAUUUGCUUCAUUGGCGUCCAUAGUUUUAUUAGGACAUUCUAUUGAAAAAAAUCUUUUUUUGACGUUUGGCCAAGUCUGAACCUCAUGAAGGGGUCUGUGGUAUUUUAUUGGAUAUUGUAUUCUAAUAAAAUUUUCAAAUAUUUCAAAUUUGAUUAAUUUUACUCUAAAGAAGUUUUACUUCAAAAUUUACAAAGAAUUAUUUUUCUCAGACUCAGAAGCAAAUAUUUUUUUAUUUUAAAUGUACAACUUUUAGUAAAAAAAAUUAAUUACUAAUUAAAUCAAAUUAUUUAUAUUUUUGUUAUGUAAAUAUAAGUAUUUUUAUCAAAA
Molecule: messenger RNA, 2374 nt
Organism: Diorhabda carinulata
Lineage: Eukaryota; Metazoa; Arthropoda; Insecta; Coleoptera; Chrysomelidae
Product: probable RNA-binding protein CG14230
Exons: 3
Coding region: 130-1956 (608 amino acids)
Molecular function (GO): RNA binding
Source: RefSeq, a predicted model, not a curated record